CUGCGGCGGCUCCAGGCAGGUCUGCAGGCGGCGGUAGCGGCGGAGGCAGCGGCAGCUCAGGACAGCAGGCAUCGCACCACCCCACACCGAGAUGUCGUCGUACAAAGUGUCGGCCGUGGCUGCCAAGGAGAAGGCCAAGGCAGAACCCGCCGACGCAGAGGCCGCUGGCGACGUGUGCGCGGACGGGCGCGGCCCCGUGUGGAAGGUGUGGCGGCGGCGGCGCUACGUGGUGGCGCUGCUCGCCUUCCUCGGCUUCUUCAACGUGUACGCGCUGCGCGUCAACCUCAGCGUCGCCAUCGUCGCCAUGACCGCCUACCGCAACGUCACGCUCGACAACGGCACCGUCACCCAGGUGCGCGACUUCGACUGGGACUCUGAGACGCAGGGCGCGGUGCUGAGCUCGUUCUUCCUGGGCUACCUGCUGACGCAGGUGCUGGGCGGCUGGCUGGCGGCGCGCGUCGGCGGCCAGCGCGUCUACUGCAUCGGCAUCGCCACCACGGCGCUGCUCACGCUCGUCACGCCGCCGCUCGCCUCGGCCAGCCUCUACCUGCUCAUCGCCGUCCGCGUCGUCGAGGGGCUCUUCGAGGGCGUGACGUACCCGUGCAUCCACGCGGUGUGGGCGCGCUGGGCGCCGCCGCUGGAGCGCAGCCGCAUGGCGACGCUGGCGUUCUCGGGCAGCUACGUGGGCACCGUCGUCUCCAUGCCCGUCUGCGGGCUGCUCGCCAAGGAGGUCGGCUGGCAGUCCAUCUUCUACGUCUUCGGCGUGGUGGGCCUCGUGUGGUGCACGGCGUGGUGGCUGGUGGUGGCCGAGGGUCCGGAGAAGGACCCCAGGAUCUCGCCGGAGGAGCUCAAGUACAUCCAGGACUCGCUGGGCCCCGACAGCGACCACAAGAAAGUCGUGCACCCUUGGGGGAAAUUCCUGACGUCGAUGCCUGUGUGGUCGAUCGUGAUGGCGCAUUUCUGCGAGAACUGGGGUUUCUACACACUGCUGACGCAACUGCCCACGUUCAUGAAAGACGCGAUGCACUUCAACCUGAAGGAGGCGGGCUUCAUGUCGGCGCUGCCGUACCUGGUCAUGGCCAUCAUCCUGCAGUUCUCGGGACACCUCGCCGACUGGCUGAUGCGCCGCCAGAUCCUCUCCACCACCAUGGUGCGCAAGGUGUUCAACUGCGGCGCGUUCGUGGCGCAGACCGUGUUCAUGCUGGCCGCCACCAACGUGCUCACCCCGGUGGGCUCCACCGUCUUCCUCACGCUCGCCGUCGGGCUCGGCGCCUUCGCGUGGUCCGGCUUCAGCGUGAACCACCUGGACAUCGCGCCGCAGCACGCCAGCGUCCUCAUGGGCCUCUCCAACACGGUGGCCACGCUGCCCGGCAUCGUCAGUCCUAUCAUCACGGGCUACAUCGUCACCGACAAGAGUGUGGAGCGCUGGAAGUACGUGUUCUACAUCGCGAGCGCCAUCUACCUCACGGGCGCCAUCUUCUACGGGCUGUUCGCGUCCGGCGAGCGCCAGCCGUGGGCGCUGGAGCCGCCGGCCCAAGACGAGGAGAGGCCCAAGGAUGACGCCAAGGGCGGCCACGUCAACCCGGCCCUCGAGCUCAACGAGGCCCUCUGAGAGCCGCAGCGGCACGCCACACACACCACGCAGCAGGCAGCAGGCGGCCCCAGUCCCAGCUCGCUGCCAGCUGUCUCCAGUAUUACGAUACCAAACUAACGUCCGGCACUUUACGGCCCUCGUGACGAAGGGUACGUUUGCGUUGGAGCUGUGAUAGAUUAGAAGAGCGUCGAAGAGGGCAGCGAGCGAAGCGAAGCACGGAUCUCAGCUCCACGACGGAGCUUCGGCAUCAAAGACGGACAGAGCAUCAACAGUGUACAGGAUAUUAAUAAAUUAGUUGUACAAAAGUAACUAUCAGUUGUCAAAAAACGAAAUAACUUACAGAACUGUUUGAUGCAGCACUAAAUACAGUAUAUCUUCAAGUAUUAUUUACAAAUGUUAGUGUGGCAUCUUUCGUAACACGACAAGUGUCCCACCCGUAAUCAAAUUCCUGUGAAGUUCUGUGAAACAAGUCUUGAUUUAUGCCAGCAGUUGCUCGUGUUAUCCGCUGUAGCAGCUCGUACACUUUUCUCGGAAGCGGGGGAACAAACGCUCUGUCUUUAGCGUAAACCCAUACACAGAAGUUAUUGGGGUUGAAUCAGAUGAUCGUGUUGGCUAGGAUAUUGCUCCACCACGUCCAACCACAGUCGGCUCAUUCACAUGGAGUUACGUGACAACUUCACGAUGAUAAUGUGGUGCCGUGCGUGAUUAGCCGAGCGGUCUAGGGCGUUGCAUUCAUGGACUGUGCGGCUGGUCCCGGCGGAGGUUUGAGUCCUCCGUCGGGCAUGGGUGUGUGUGUGAGUCAUUAGGAUAAUUUAGGUUAAGUAGUGUGUAAGCUUACGGACUGAUGACCUUAGCAGUUAAGUCCCAUAAGAUUUCACGCACAUUUGAACAUUUGAUAAUGUGGUGGCGCGCCAUCUUGCCCAAAAAUAAAUUCUUUGUCCAUAUUUUAUUGUUAUUGAGGAAACAGAUAAUAUUCAAGCACGCCCAGAUACGAACCUGUUCAAUUGCUGCGUCAGAAACUCCUGGUCGAACCUUACCCAGCGUCCUAUGUGAUACACAUCCAGAUUCGGUGAAACUGUCGGACAAUUAAUGACAGUUUGCCUUUGAGGUGGUGACUUGCAACAUUUAGUCCUCAACUGAACUGUAGUAGCGGAUUUGGAUUCAUUAAACCGUAAACAACAGUGCGCACGUCCUGCACUGUAAUACGACUCCGUGAUGACUGUUGAAACGACUCAUUCAAGUGUAUCACCUAGUGGAAACAUCGGAUACUAACAGUGUUAGACGGGAAUAAAACUUGAACAUACACUACAUUAAGUGCUGUAUCAAACAUAUCUCCAAGUUAUUUGCGCUUCUCACAAUUAAAGGUUACUUUUGUAUAACCAAUUUACAAAUAUCCUGUAUUUAUUCUGGGUUUAGAAGCGGAGACGAGAUAUUCAUAAUUCAUCACGUAAGCUUUUUCGUUUAUUUUGCACUGAAGUUAGAAAAAUUAGGCUUAAACGAUGUGCGAUUAACAAUACUUUAUUCUAGGAAAUCACAUUGCAUAAACAUAAAUACAUAAUAAUUAAAAAAAAUACCUGUGUUGCUGAAAUUCGAUUUUUGCAUAGAUUUGCCUACUGCUCAUCCUUUUAUCUGUUUUGCCUUUUCUUUUCAUACUGGAGUCGUAACUGCUGCGAAAAUCAUGAGAGCUAACUACAGUUUAUGGUAAUGUAGUCUAAACUGGAAUUUACAGUUUGUCGAUGAUUUCAGAAAAAUGAUGUUUAUAGAUUAUUCAAACAACUUAGGAACUGUAUUCAAAUUAUUUGCACUGCCCAAUCUGGCUCUUUAUUCAAAAACUACAGAGACGAUGUCCUAAUCUGUUACAAAGACUGGUGCUAAUUAUGAAUUCAUAAAUAUUACUGUAACUAACGGACGACGUCAUCCAGAUGCUGAGAAAGAAUAUUUAAACAUUUAGUUAUCACGAUCACGCAGAACUGCUGAAUUUGCCUUUUAUAUAAGGUGUUCUGUACGGAGAUAUUAGCCAGAGAAUAUUAGCCACAAAACUAUAAAAUCAGGUAGAAGUACCCGAAUAUGUUGUUGCAUGUAUUUGCUUAUUGUACAAUUUAAUAAAUGUUAGAGAAUAAACUGAACAUUAUCUUACCGUGAACAAAAAUUGACAAUCAAUAAAGGUUUCAAAAAAAUGGUUCAAAUGGCUCUGAGCACUAUGGGACUCAACUGCUAUGGUCAUCAGUCCCCUAGAACUUAGAACUACUUAAACCUAACUAACCUAAGGACAUAACACACAUCCAUGCCCGAGGCAGGAUUCGAACCUGCGACCGUAAUAGCAGCGCGGCUCCGGACUGAAGCGCCUAGAACCGCACGGCCACCACGGCCGGCAAUUAAGGUUUCAUCCAGCGGAGCUUGCCCCGGAAGAUUAAAUUAAUGAGCCGCAAAUAUUCACGAUCUCUUCAGAUGUCGUCUUUGUCGGAAUUCAGUGCUUCUUAUUGCACUUAUGACUAUAAAAACAAACUUUUUUACUUGCAUGUUCUUUUCAGUUAAGUAGUCAUCUCUUUUCAAAAUUGGUCGGAAACGAAUAAAAUUACGAUUCUUUUGUCUUUAUGAUCGGGCAGUGGAGGCCUGGAAGUAUUUCAUCGAUAAAACCUCCGAUACGUUUCGUCGGUAACAGCGAAGGAAUCUCUAGCAGACGCACGGAGCUCUUAUCGCGGCUCAACUUCUGACCGUGGCGCAGCCGUGGGGGUGCCAUUAGGGCCGCCGCUUACGCUUCCCUCCGCUCCGCCAGUACCGCCGCUCUUCUCUCUUCUCUUUUACCGCAGCUCCAACGUAGACGUGCCCCCACAAUAUGUGAGAACGCCUCACUUAUUUUCGUUCAUUCUGCAGGGCGUGAAACAUUCUGCGAUGUGGACAACUUUGACAAAGAACUGUGUAAACAUAUGCUGAACUCGACAUACGUUGUGCAUGACGUGAAACAGGGUUAAGGACGAAUUUUAUGUCAAGGUGACUGCGAACUGGCAAAAACAUAAGGAAAGUUCCUACAGUACUUUUUGUUUUUCAAGACGAACAGUACCAUUCGAGAGGUGACAACGCACAAGACAGAAUGCACCACCUACAUACGUUCGAUCUGUGGUUGUUUCCCCAUUUAACUAAUGUGAUUUUGCAAUCCUUGUAGUCAGGUGUACGAGGUACUCGUCAUUCCAAAACAUUAUGAGUCUGGUCAGUUAAGGUGUGAAGCAAGGGGAACGAGAAAUAGGCAGACUGCAAUAAUAUUUCGUACUGUUGGUACUGUUGUAUCUACUUAAAACUUGCGAAGGCAGACAGCGAUAGCAGAAGAUUCAGUGACAUUGUGUGAAUGAAGUUUGGAUUCAUUUCGCUGAUAAACAAAGAGUGACAUUCGCUUCAGUCUUCGUGUAUAGAGCACCACCGUUACCGUUACUUCCGGAACAGCUACAGUUGGACUGAAAUAACACUGACUGACACUUCAACGUGUCGAGUGGUACAGUCGGUUCCCUAUGUAGUGCCACACGUAGUGUCCUGUCCUGAUUUGUUUUCGAAGUACCCGCAGAGCCUUCCUUGUGGGUGUUUCGGGCUAUUGUAGAGUUUUGUGCAGAACACGAUGCUUCAUAAUGAAGCAGUACUGCCGGGCCACAGGCAGUGACUAAAUGUAUGUAUUUUUUUUUCUUGCGAGUAUUUUUUUUUACGUUUGAAUAUUACAGCUCUUGCAUGUGGAGUUAAAAUUUAAAUACGUUUAAAUUUUUAUUAAAUGUUAAAUUUCCAUAUCGUGGACUUCCCACACUCGAAAUAUUUAUUGUAUAAUAUAUUUAUAUAUUUACUGUAAUUAUUGUCAAUAAAGUUUUCCUGUAUUUAUCCUGGAUAAA
This is a messenger RNA of Schistocerca serialis cubense, 5463 nucleotides long. RefSeq names its product vesicular glutamate transporter 2-like. Gene Ontology annotation, molecular function: transmembrane transporter activity. The coding region runs from base 92 to 1612 and encodes 506 amino acids. The record is from RefSeq and is a predicted model, not a curated record. Gene Ontology annotation, cellular component: plasma membrane. Gene Ontology annotation, biological process: monoatomic anion transport; transmembrane transport. The transcript is spliced from 11 exons. Lineage: Eukaryota; Metazoa; Arthropoda; Insecta; Orthoptera; Acrididae.